AGCCCGCCGCGCUGGAUCGACCGAAUGGCGUCCUUGUACCAGCGCUUCGGCGGGAAGAUCAACACCUCCCGCUCCUUCCCCGUCACGCCCGAAGCCAGCCAUCUGCUGGGCCCCCGGUGCUCCGAGGAGGACGGGACCGCCGCCGCCGCCGCCGCGGCCCACGCGGCAGCCGGAGCAGCGAAGGCUCCGCGCCCGUCGCAGCCGCACAGCCCCCGACCCCGCUUCCAGUACCAGGCGAGGAGGAGCGACGGCGAGGAGGAGGAUGAGCUGGUGGGGAGCAAUCCUCCGCAAAGAAACUGGAAAGGAAUUGCAAUUGCGCUACUUGUUAUUCUGGUUAUCUGCUCCUUGAUUGUCACCUCCGUUAUCUUGCUGACACCAGUUGAAGAUAAUAGCCAGUCUCAGAAGAAAAAAAUUACAGUGGAAGAUCUGUUCAGUGAAGAUUUCAAAAUUCAUGACCCAGAGGCUAAAUGGAUAAGUGAUACAGAAUUCAUUUAUAGAGACCGGAGUGGCUCUGUGAUAGUGCACAAUGUGGAAACAAACCAUUCAGCAGUUUUAAUAGAAAACAAAAUAAUUGUGUCUAUAAAAGCUAUUAAGUAUGAAGUUUCACCAGACAGAGAAUAUGGACUUUUUGCCUAUGACAUUGUGCCGAUGUACCGGCAUUCAUAUACUGCUUUUUAUGUCCUUAGAAAACUGCCUAAUGGGGAGCCUCAAAAUCUCUACCCUCCCGAGGUUAGCAAUGCAAAGCUUCAAUAUGCAGGAUGGGGACCCAAAGGCCAGCAGCUGAUAUUUAUAUUUGAAAACAACAUCUACUACUGUGCCCAUAUGGGGAAGCAAGCCAUCCGCGUGGUCUCCACUGGAAAAGACAAAGUUAUUUUCAACGGACUCAGUGACUGGCUGUAUGAAGAGGAGAUCCUGAAGACCCAUAUUGCCCACUGGUGGUCCCCUGAUGGCACAAGAUUAGCAUACGCAACUAUUAAUGACUCCAGAGUCCCAUUAAUGGAGAUACCCAUGUUCACCGGAAGCCUUUACCCUAAAGUGGAAACCUAUCACUACCCAAAGGUUGGAACAGAAAAUCCAAGCAUUUCCUUACAUGCAGUUGUUUUGAAUGGGCCUCCUCAUGUUUUAGAGAUGACUCCUCCUGAUGAUCCACGAAUGAGGGAGUAUUAUAUAACCAUGGUGAAGUGGGCAACCAGCACCAAAAUCGCAGUCAACUGGCUAAACAGAGCACAGAAUGUUUCCAUUCUGACUCUCUGUGAUGCAACAACAGGCGUCUGCACAAAGAAACAUGAGGAUGAGAGCGCAGCCUGGCUGCAUCGACAGAAUGAAGAACCUAUCUUCUCCAAAGAUGGCAGGAAGUUCUUUUUUGUGCGAGCCAUUCCUCAGGGGGGACGAGGAGAGUUCUACCAUAUUGCCAUGUCAUCAUCACAGCCCAAUAGCAGCAAUGAUAAUUUACAAUCUAUUACAUCGGGUGACUGGGAUGUGACCAAAAUUUUGGGCUAUGAUGAAAAGCAGCAUAAAAUCUAUUUUCUCAGCACAGAAGAGUUACCAAGGACUCGGCAUUUAUACAGUGCCAGCACUAAAAGGGACUUCAACAGGCAGUGUCUCUCUUGUGAUUUGAUUAACAACUGCACAUACUUCAGUGCAUCGUUCAGCCACAACAUGGCAUAUUUCUUGCUGACCUGUGAAGGUCCACGAAUCCCAGUGGUAACUGUCCACAGUACCUCCAAUGCAGAAAAGCUCUUUGAUCUAGAAGUAAAUGCCAGAGUACAGAAGACAGUAUCAGAAAGACAGAUGCCCAAGCGGGAAUAUCUUGAUAUCAAGAUUCAGGAUUACAAAUUGCCGCUGCAAAUUUCAAAGCCGGCCGUUUUCACGGAAAACAUGCACUACCCAUUGCUCCUCAUUGUGGACGGGACUCCCGGGACCCAGAGCGUAACAGAAAAGUUUGAAGUGAACUGGGAAAGUGUCAUGGUCAGCUCCCACAAUGCCAUCGUGGUGAAGUUUGAUGGACGUGGAAGUGGACUUCAAGGGACCAAACUAUUACACGACAUUAAAAGGAGACUGGGCACUGCUCAGGAGAAGGACCAAACAGAUGCUGUCCGUGCAAUUCUGGAAAAGACGUUUAUUGAUAAGAGCCGAGUUGCUGUGUUUGGAAAGGAUUAUGGAGGCUACUUGAGUUCAUACAUUCACUUUUCUGGAGAAGACAGUAAGGGCCCAACCUUCUCAUGUGGCGCUGCUCUUUCCCCGUUGACGGACUUCAGAUUAUACGCUUCAGCCUUUUCAGAAAGAUACUUGGGAUUACAAGGGAUUGACAAUAAUAAGAUAUAUGAGACUACUAAACUCGCACACCGAGUGACUUCAGCCAAAGACCAGAAGUUUUUGAUCAUCCACGCAACAGCUGAUGAGAAAAUUCACUUCCAGCACACUGCAGACUUCAUCACACAACUAAUUAGGACAAAAGCUAAUUACAGUUUGCAGAUCUACCCUGAUGAAGGUCACUACUUCAACAGCCCAGCCCUCGAGCAGCACUUGUACAAGUCCAUUGUCAGUUUCUUUGUGGAAUGUUUCAAAAUCCAGGACAAACCCCCAGUAGUUUCCACGAAAGAAGACGAGGACGAAGAUUAACUUUCUGGGCUCGUGCUAAGAUGCACAAGGCCACUUCUCAAAAGGAUAUGCAACUGAAUCCUCCUGAUUCCCGUCCCCUGACGAAAGGAGUCAUUAUGUGAGCAUGUAUUUAAGAAAAGCAAAAAGGAAAAACGGUCCUGGUGCCCGUCUUGGAGCGCCUGCCUUCCCGAACGGAAGAACAUUUAAGCAUGAGGAACUCAGCAGAAACUGCUGUUGGAAACCAAUCACAAUGAACAAAAGACCUUUCUGGCCACAGUGUGACUUCUGGAUAAGCUGCUCUACCGGGAAGCUGAGCUCCAACGGCAGAUUCCCCGAGAUGCCAACAGCACUGAAAGAAUGCAAGUCCAAGGAAUGAAUAAAACCUACCAUCUGUCUGUGUUAGGGGUCCCUUAUUUAGCAUCUCAGAUCAAAUGACCAUCCAUGGAAUAAAGAUUAUAGCACAAUUCUUUUUCAAGGGUACAGAUUUGUGUGUUGUUUGCCUGUUGUCUUCUGCAUUUCCAAGAAUUCGGCAUUGCUGCAGAACUGCUCAGCUGUACAGGCAUUUUCUUUCCACAGGCAUUUUCUGCUGUGGCUAUACGCACCUUUGAUUGAUGUUCUUGCACUGUACAGGCCUUUCUGUAUAUAGUUUUUAGUUGUUGCUCCUUUCACUUCAGCCUUGCGCUGACCCUUUCGCACUGCAGUGUGUGUUGGCUCCAGGAGAAACACCUCCUAACGCCUCGCGGGCCACAAGAGUUCCUGCUUAAGACUUUUCAAAUGCUCAGGAACUCUUCCCACCCGUUCCUUUAAUGCUCCAGUUGCAAUUUAGCUUUAUGGAUUGGGAUCAUCCAGUAUUAACAACUAUUUGGUCUUAUGCUUUAAAAAAAAAACACCCUUCCUUUCUUCCUUUUUUUUUAAAGAGGGACAAGGAUAGCUGCAUGACAGUUGUCAUCCUACAUUAUCCCCAAAUCAGGUUUUAUGUGAAGCAGCAAGUUGCUAGUCCAUAUUGUUGCAGAUGGCCAGGGUUGGGAAAACAUGAGAAGUAACUCUCAAAAGAUCAGAUCUUAAUGGUGCUUAGACUGUUAGGGCAGUGUUUCUCAAC
Candoia aspera is the source of this 3700-nucleotide messenger RNA. It is a transcript of the gene DPP6, whose product is annotated as dipeptidyl peptidase like 6. The coding region runs from base 25 to 2622 and encodes 865 amino acids. Gene Ontology annotation, cellular component: plasma membrane; voltage-gated potassium channel complex. The record is from RefSeq and is a predicted model, not a curated record. Gene Ontology annotation, biological process: regulation of potassium ion transmembrane transport; proteolysis. Gene Ontology annotation, molecular function: serine-type peptidase activity; potassium channel regulator activity. NCBI's taxonomy places the organism in Eukaryota, Metazoa, Chordata, Lepidosauria, Squamata, Candoiidae. The transcript is spliced from 26 exons.